CAUUCCUUUUUCACGGCCAAACUGACUGGCGCCAGACCAGCAACGGUGCAGAGCCAAGAUGGCGAUGGCAGUGGAGACGACAGGGAAGGGUCUAGGCCCCAAUCCCCACAUGAGAACAUGCACAUACAGGGAGACAUUUUCCAACGAAUGUUGGUCGACAUGGCAGCCAAGAUACACUCCACUGUGCAAACAGCUAUCUCAGA
This is a messenger RNA of Pelobates cultripes (western spadefoot toad), 203 nucleotides long. The record is from the annotation of a GenBank genome assembly. Lineage: Eukaryota; Metazoa; Chordata; Amphibia; Anura; Pelobatidae.